AACAACAAUAUACACAUACACAUACACAACGAUCAAAUAAUGCCUUCAACAUACGAUAAGAAGAGAAAGGUGGUUGAUGAAGAGGAGGACGAGAUGGUCGUCCACGGAGAUGAGUACUCUGAUCAUGAUCAACAAAGCACCAAGAAGCAAAAGAUCGAAUCGAUUAAAGAGGACGAAAAGCCAGCUACACCCGUCGCUGUAAAGGUUCUCUCACCAGACGCCUGGAGAAAGGAGCACAAUGUAAAGGUCGAGGGACGCCUCGUUCCCGACCCAUUCCAAACAUUCAACGAUAUCGAGAUCCCCAAGAUCUUCCAGCACGCCUUUAUGAGCUUCUCAGCACCAACCGUCAUCCAAGCACAGUCGUGGCCCAUCGUCAUGGGCGGAAACGACAUGGUCGGUCUGGCCUCCACCGGUUCCGGAAAGACCCUGGCCUUCCUGUUGCCUGCCCUGCUCGAGAUCAUCAAGCACCCAAAGAGAAGAUACGGCGCCACACCACUGGCCCUCGUCAUGGCUCCCACCAGAGAGCUCGCCCAGCAGAUCGAGGAGGUUUGCAGGACCGUCGUCAAGGGCACUGCCAUCCGCAACCUCUGUGUCUACGGAGGUUUGGGCAAAGGCAGCCAGAUGCGCACACUGCGCUCCGGUGUUGACAUCAUCAUCGGAACACCAGGCCGUCUGAACGAUAUCAUGAGAAGUGAGCAUCUCGCUACCGUCAAGUUCUUGGUACUCGACGAGGCUGAUCGUAUGCUCGACAUGGGUUUCAUGCCCCAGAUCGAGAAGAUCAUCGAGCAGAUCCCCGCCGAGAGACAGACACUGAUGUUUUCUGCUACUUGGCCUCGUGAGGUCGAGUCGCUCAGCAGACGUUUCUUGAACAACCCAGUCAAGAUCACUGUCGGCAGCUCAGAGCUCGCCGCCAACAUCAACGUCAAGCAACACAUCCACAUCACCACUCACAUGAGUGUUCCAGAGGUGGCCAAGAUGGUCGGCGACCAGAUCAUGGAGAUCCAAUCCGACAACAAGAAGAACCUCAUCAUCAUCUUCUGUAACACAAAGAAGCACUGUGACAACUUUAGAGACUUCCUGCUCCACGAGUACAAGCUGCAGACCGUCGUUAUUCACUCAGACAGAGAUCAGCGUGAGCGUGAGCGUGGACUUUACAACUUUAAGAGCCUCUACGUUCCCAUUCUGAUCGCUACUGAUGUCGCUGCCCGUGGUCUGGACAUUCCCAACGUCAAGGCCGUUAUCAACCUCGAUUUCCCCAACAAUAUUGAAGACUACGUACAUCGCAUCGGUCGUACUGGCCGUGCUGGCAACAAGGGAGACUCACAUACCUAUAUCAAGGAGGGAGACACCAACCUCCGCGGACUCGGAGAUAUUCUGAAGCGCGCUGGUCAAGAGAUUUCCCCAGAGCUCGCUGCCCUUCUUCCAAACUCUCGCGCCGGUGACAACAGAUACCAAAGUUACUCUGGUCGUCGCACCUGGAAGGGAGGUGCUGGCAGCUGGGGUGGUAGCAACAGUGGCGGCGGUGGCAGAAGUUACGGAGGUGGUGGCCGUGGAGGUGGCGGCGGUGGCGGCAGAGGUUACGGAGGUGGUCGCGGAGGUGGCGGCGGCGGUGGCAGAAGUUACGGAGGUGGUGGCGACUUUGGCAGCAGUGGAGGC
Molecule: messenger RNA, 1656 nt
Organism: Acytostelium subglobosum LB1
Lineage: Eukaryota; Evosea; Eumycetozoa; Acytosteliales; Acytosteliaceae
Exons: 1
Molecular function (GO): ATP binding; RNA helicase activity; RNA binding
Source: RefSeq, a predicted model, not a curated record